Messenger RNA from Lagopus muta (rock ptarmigan), 805 nucleotides. It is a transcript of the gene ARL14EPL, whose product is annotated as ADP ribosylation factor like GTPase 14 effector protein like. Lineage: Eukaryota; Metazoa; Chordata; Aves; Galliformes; Phasianidae. Gene Ontology annotation, cellular component: intracellular membrane-bounded organelle. The transcript has 4 exons. The record is from RefSeq and is a predicted model, not a curated record. Bases 62 to 532 code for a protein of 156 amino acids.
UGUAUGAGGCAUUUGUUAUGCAUUUGAUAUUGGCGAAGAACACACGAAAGUCUACUGUGACAUGAAUGACCACGUGGAAGAAAAUGCAGAGAAAAGCAGCACUGCCCAGAAAACAUCUGCAGAAGAAUCUGUCUGUCUUGCUGCAGACAGAAUGCCAGCAGAAAAACUGCAAAAAGUUAAGAAGGAACUAAAACACUUAAUUUUUCAAAAUCCAGGACCUCAGGUAGCUAACUUCAAUCCUGAAACUAGAAAGCAGAGAAAAAAAGCACACAAGUCACAGAUGAAACAAGACUGCUUUAAUAAACCCAAAACUCUGAGUAAGCAUGACAGUCACGGCCGGCUGCUUGGGAGUAACGCUGAUUUGUGUGACUGCCUGGACGAGAACUGCCUGGGUUGCUUCUAUCCUUGCCCCAAAUGCAACUCAAAUAAGUGUGGGCCAGAAUGUCGCUGCAAUAGGAAGUGGGUUUAUGAUACAAUUGAGCUUGAAGAUGGGAAUGUGAUCAAUGCUUUCCCAUUUCCUACUGAUCCCUGAUUUUGUUCCGAUAGGUUUGUACCUCAGUGAAGUUCUCCUUUCUUCAUGUGUUAUCAUAAUGGAUCUCAGCUUUACAAAUUAUGAGAUGCCUGUCAAUGUUGCUUGCACUUCUUUAUUGAUGUCUCAUCAGCACACUUAAACAUUUCGUGUUAAGUAAAAUUGUACCGAGGCUCUCAGCUCUGACUCAGGCACAUUUUGCAGUGGAGGGGUGAUGUCACUGCACAGGAGGCUUCCUGAACCAGGGUAGAGCUAAGAGCAAAUCCCCUCCCUGCC